Molecule: messenger RNA, 1050 nt
Organism: Rhodotorula toruloides NP11
Lineage: Eukaryota; Fungi; Basidiomycota; Microbotryomycetes; Sporidiobolales; Sporidiobolaceae
Product: NAD(P)-binding protein
Exons: 6
Coding region: 1-1050 (349 amino acids)
Source: RefSeq, a predicted model, not a curated record
AUGGCACCCAAGAAGGUCUCCAAGGCUCAGGCCAAGUCCGAGUCGAGCAACAACAGCAGCUCCGGACGUGUCCUCGCCAUCACCGCCGUAGACGGCUUCACCGGCAGCGCUGUCCUCGAGCUCCUCAUGUCGGACAACUCUUACAAGGGCAAGAUCACCAAGAUCAUCGGCUUGACGUUUGGCGAGCCCAAGGAGGACACCAAGGCUGUUCUCGACGAGUACGGCGUCGAGACCGCCCUCGUGGACGAGAUGGACGAGGACAAGCUCAAGGAACUCGGCGUCGAUACCCUCUGCCUCAUCCCGCCCGCUCGCAAGGACAAGGCCAAGCUCGUCAAGCAGAUCCUCGAGCUCGGCAAGAAGUCCAAGUCGGUCAAGAACCUCGUCUUCCUCUCGUCCGCCGGCUGCGACUACGCCGAGCGCGACAAGCAGCCGCACCUCCGCGAGUUCAUCGACCUCGAGGUCCUCGCCAUGGCGCCCAAGAGCGACGAGUCGACCGGCGAGACCGGCCACUCGCCUUGCAUCGUUCGCGCCGGCUUCUACUGCGAGAACCUUCUUCUCUACUCGAAGCAAGCGCAGGGCGAGGGCAAGCUCCCUCUUCCCGUCGACCCGCACCACAAGUUCGCGCCCGUCUCGCUCGGCGACGUCGCCCUCCUCCUCGCCAAGAUCCUCACCUCCGAGGGCGAGCACGGUCUCUCCGACGACGUUCGCGGGCAGAUGAUCCCUCUCACGGGUCCUCAGAUGGUCGCUGGCCCCGAACUCGCCGAGGCCGCGUCGCAGGCGCUCGGGACCAAGAUGGAGUUCCAGAGUGUCAAGGAGAGUGAGGCGAAGAAGAUCUUGUCGAGCGAGCAGGGCGAGGAGAUUGACGAGGCCGAGAAGGCGUACAUCCUCGAGUACUACUCCCUCGUCCGCGAGGGCAAGACGAACUACGUCGCCGGCCGCCCGACCUUCAAGCAGAUCACCGGCCAGGACCUCACCCUCCCCGCCGCCUUCUUUGAGAGCUACCAGGACUCGUUCAAGCGCAAGAGGAGGCGUACGACCAAGGACGAGUAA